CCUUUAGCUGCCUGCCUGCUUGGGACAUGCCGCUGCCAGCUAAGCCUAGUGUCUUGGACCUGGGCUCUUGCACCCCAGUGGAGAGUCAUGAGACUUGGGCACAGUCCAAAAAUGCUGACAAACGACUGCCUGAAUACAAGGCAGUGGUAGUGGGUGCAAGCGGUGUGGGCAAGAGUGCCCUGACCAUCCAAAUGAUCCACAAGUGUUUCGUGAAAGACCAUGAUCCCACCAUCCAGGAUUCCUACUGGAAGGAAGUAGCCCAAGAUGAUGGAGGCUACAUUCUAAAUGUGAUGGACACAUCAGGGCAAGAUAUUCACAGGUCCUUGCGUGACCAGUGCCUGGCAGUUGGUGAUGGGGUGCUGGUUGUCUUUGCUCUAGAUGACCUCUCAUCUCUUGACCAGCUGCAGCAGAUGCGGGCCACUUGGGGCCCUCAGAUCAACCAGCCACUUGUCUUGGUGGGCAACAAAUGUGAUCUGGUGUCUACCUCUGGAGAUGCUCAUGCUGCAGCUGCAGCCCUGGCAAAAAGCUGGGGGGCUCCCUUUGUGGAGACCUCAGCCAAGACUCAGAAAGGUGUGGAAGAAGCCUUUUCUCUGCUCAUCCAUGAGAUCCAGAGAACCCAGGAGGCCAAGGCAAGAGCAGCUAAGAAUGUCCGGCACCAAAAAGCAAUGUGUAGCUGUGGCUGCACAGUGGCCUGAAGGUCUUCGUUAAGAAAAGACGUCUCUCUCCCCAGCCAAGUUGCAGAUUCCCUUGACAUGAGACUCCCACACACAGAACCAAAAAUCUCAUAGACACUGUUGGGGUAAUAGGGGCUUAUGGACAUCUUCAUUUGGUGAAGGGCUUUUGAUACAUGGGUGUGUCUAGUAUUGAUUGUA
This is a messenger RNA of Dipodomys spectabilis (banner-tailed kangaroo rat), 872 nucleotides long. It is a transcript of the gene Eras, whose product is annotated as ES cell expressed Ras. Bases 27 to 695 code for a protein of 222 amino acids. The record is from RefSeq and is a predicted model, not a curated record. Gene Ontology annotation, cellular component: plasma membrane. Gene Ontology annotation, biological process: Ras protein signal transduction. The transcript has a single exon. Lineage: Eukaryota; Metazoa; Chordata; Mammalia; Rodentia; Heteromyidae. Gene Ontology annotation, molecular function: GDP binding; GTPase activity; GTP binding.